AUGGCGUCGUACACACUCUCCUCCUUUAUCCCUUUGACGGUAUCAAAUCCUCGGGUCUUUGUUUCAAGGCAGAAUGGAUCUCCUUCGUCUUCUUCGUCUCCGAUUCCUCUUACUUCUCUGCUAGGCAAGAAGCUUCUUGUGACACAACCGUCGCGUCGCUGCUUCGUCCCCAAGCACCGGUGCUUGACCUCGGCAAGCACGGUCUUUAGCGUCCCAACUUCGCAGCCGGAGAAUGGUUCUUCAGAUAAGCUCCCAAAAUGGUCGGCGAGAGCUAUAAAAUCACUUGCAAUGGGGGAAUUGGAGGCUAGGAAGCUCAAGUAUCCAAACACCGGCACCGAAGCCAUUCUCAUGGGCAUUUUAGUCGAAGGCACUAGCACAGCUGCUAAGUUCCUGAGGGGCAAUGGAGUCACACUUUUUAAGGUUCGAGAUGAGACGAUAAGCCUGCUGGGGAAGUCAGACAUGUACUUUUUCAGCCCAGAGCAUCCUCCUCUAACCGAACCGGCUCGAAAGGCCAUUGACUGGGCCCUUGAUGAGAAGAAAAAAUCUGGUGUGGAUGGGGAACUAACCACUGCCUACUUGCUCCUGGGGAUCUGGUCUCAAAAGGGAUCAGCAGGCCGCCAGAUUUUGGAGAAACUAGGUUUCAACGAAGAUAAAGCCAAAGCAGUUGCUGAAUCGAUGAAUGAAGAUGUAGAUUUGAGUUUCAAGAAACAAAGUCAAUAG
Microthlaspi erraticum is the source of this 720-nucleotide messenger RNA. NCBI's taxonomy places the organism in Eukaryota, Viridiplantae, Streptophyta, Magnoliopsida, Brassicales, Brassicaceae. The record is from the annotation of a GenBank genome assembly.